Messenger RNA from Dryobates pubescens (Downy woodpecker), 1920 nucleotides. RefSeq names its product helicase SRCAP-like. Gene Ontology annotation, molecular function: histone binding; ATP hydrolysis activity. Lineage: Eukaryota; Metazoa; Chordata; Aves; Piciformes; Picidae. The record is from RefSeq and is a predicted model, not a curated record. Bases 1 to 1920 code for a protein of 639 amino acids. Gene Ontology annotation, cellular component: Swr1 complex. The transcript is spliced from 12 exons.
AUGGGUCUGGGGGCACUAGAAGGGGAGUCGCUGGAGGCGAGGCGGGGCCGGCUGCGCGCCGAGCGCUUGGAGCGGCUGCUGCGCCUCAACGACCUGCGCUGCCGCCUGGCCCCGGUCUACGGCAGCGAGGUCCUGGCCUUCUGCACCCUGCCCCCCGCCCGCCGCCCCCCGCCCUGGGCCGGCCUGCCCGGCGCCGUCCUCAGCCCCCCGCAGCGCCUGGAGCAGCUGCAGCCCCUGCUCGACAGGUUCCUGGUGGCCCUCCCUGCGGUGCAGUCCCCGGGGGUGUCCCUGGCCAGCUGCCGGCCGCUGCCCUGGCGCCUGCGGCAGGCGGCGCUGCUGGGAGAGCGCCUGCGGGGGGCGCUGGAGCCCAGCCCCGGCCAGGGAGCUCUGCAGCGCCUCCUGCAGGCACAGCGCUGCCACUUCCCCGAGCUGCGCCUGGUGCAGUACGACUGCGGGAAGCUGCAGACCCUGGACCUGCUGCUGCGCCGGCUGAAGGCCGAGAGCCACCGGGUGCUGAUCUUCACGCAGAUGACUCGGAUGCUGGACGUGCUGGAGAGGUUCCUCACCUACCAUGGCCACAUCUACCUGCGCCUGGAUGGCAGCACCCGCGUGGAGCAGCGCCAGGCGCUGAUGGAGAGGUUCAACGCGGACAAGAGAAUCUUCUGCUUCAUCCUCUCGACGCGCAGCGGCGGCGUCGGCGUCAACCUGGCCGGCGCCGACACCGUCGUCUUCUACGACAGCGACUGGAACCCCACCAUGGACGCCCAGGCGCAGGACCGCUGCCACCGCAUCGGCCAGACCCGCGACGUCCACAUCUACCGGCUGAUCAGCGAGAGGACAGUGGAGGAGAACAUCCUGAAGAAGGCCAACCAGAAGAGGCUGCUGGGGGACAUGGCCAUCGAGGGAGGCAACUUCACCACCGCCUACUUCAAGCAGCAAACCAUCCGAGAGCUCUUCGAGAUGGCCCCGGAGGAGCCUGGCAGGAAGGAGCUGGACAGGGACAGGGAUGGAGAGCUCCAGGAGGAGGAUGAGGACCUGGUGGCCACCCGCAGGACUCACAUCCUGGAGCAGGCGCUGUGUGGGGCGGAGGACCCCGAGGACAUCCGCGCAGCCUCCCAGGCCCAGGCCGAGAGGGUCGCAGCCCUGGCGGAGUUCAGCGACAGCCUCAGCCCCGAGGAGGAGCCCAGGGCAGAGCCUGAGGAGGAGACCUCCAGGGCUGAGCAGGAGAUCGCAGCCCUGGUGGAGCAGCUGACCCCCAUCGAGCGCUACGCAAUGAACUUCCUGGAGGCCUCCCUGGAGGACGUCAGCAGGGAGGAGCUGAAGCAGGCAGAGGAGCAGGUGGAGGCUGCUCGCAAGGACAUCGACCAGGCCAAGGUGGCCGCCGGCCGCUUCCGGCUGCUGCCCCCUGCCGGGGAGGAGGAGGAGGAGCAGGAGGCCGCCUCGGGCCCCGCCCUGGGCGCGGGGGCCGGGGCGGGCACCACGUCCCCGCAGCCCCCCCCGGCCACCCCGCCCCCGGCCACGCCUUCCCCUCCUUCCUCCCCCUCCCCGCCCAGCCCUCCGGCGGCAGCAGCCCAGGAGCCGCCGGGCGAGGCCGGGGCGGGGCCGGGGGGCGUGGCGGGGGCGGGGCCGGGGCGUGCCCCCCGGCGGCGGCGCAGCGCCGACGUGGAGAUCCGGCAGAGCCGCGGCCCGGGGCCGGCAGCCAAGGUCCUGCGGCAGCUCCCGGGGCGCUUGGUCACCGUCCUGGAGACCCCCGCCCAGGGCAGGCAGCAGCAGCAGCGGCGCCGGCAGCCCCCCCGGCGCUGCUCGGCGGCGCCCCCCGCGGCCAACACUCGCUCGGCCUCCGCGGCCUCCCCUGGGGGCUCCCCGGCGGCGGCGGCGCCCCCGGAGGUGGCCCUGCGAGGCCGCAAGGCCAAGACGUGA